Molecule: messenger RNA, 822 nt
Organism: Saccostrea cuccullata (small rock oyster)
Lineage: Eukaryota; Metazoa; Mollusca; Bivalvia; Ostreida; Ostreidae
Product: large ribosomal subunit protein mL48-like
Exons: 7
Coding region: 152-757 (201 amino acids)
Cellular component (GO): mitochondrial ribosome
Source: RefSeq, a predicted model, not a curated record
UAUCAUUAAUCUUUAAUAUUAAUUUUAAGGGGAAUAUUGGUGUACUCUUUAAAGUAGUAUCAUUUUAAAGAAGAUUAUAUGAAAAUUAUGACCAAAAAAUAGUACCGGAAGUCUUGUCACGAAAUUUCUGUGAUAGCAUGAAGAAGUAAACAUGGGUCAUGUCUUAAAAAUUUUAGAGCUGGGAAAAGCAAUACGGUUAGUUUCAUCUGAAAUAAACAAAACUUUGUGCAAGCGAUGUCAAAACAACGUACUUCACAAAAGGAGUUGGUUCACAACGGGUUCAAAGCUAUUUGGUGUAUGGGAACCAGAUGGCCUGGAUGAGCCUAAGGUAGGAGAGUAUAAGAAGAUUGACAUACAGCUAACAGGAUAUGAUUUUGUUGUGCUGGAAUCUUUCUGUAAAUUUGUAAAGUCAGUCAGAUAUACAAUGGAUCUAGACAUGAAAACAGUUACAAUUCCCCCCAGAAGUCUGAAUAUAAAGACCUACCAUACACACUCCACUAAAGUUCAAGAAGCUUUUAAUUUGAAAAGAUAUGAAAGAAAACUUAGAUUUGAAAAUGUUUCCUGCACAAAGUUCCCAAUAUUUCUGGAAGUUUUAAGAAAACACCUACCAGAAGGAGUGGAUUUACAGAUCAUGGAGUUCUCAAAAGAAAUGGAAGACUCACGUUAUAUCCCAAGUGAUGAAAAAUUACACCUUUUAGCUCGACUUGCAUCUCUGGAGAAAGAGAAAAUAGAAAGGGAGAAAAGAAAAGACAAAUAGUGAUGGAUUUCUAUGUGAUUUAUAUAAAUUCUGUGUGAUAUGUGAAAUAAAUGAUUGCUAUUUAA